AUGUGCUCUCUCGCUGCGGCUGUGCAAGGUAUGGAUGAAACUGUCAAUAAUGGUGCCCAGGCUAUCUACUUUGCCAAAGACCAACUCAACAUCACUUCUAAAAACAUUCAAGGUCUCGUUGUUGGUGCCCCAUACUUGGCUUGCGCGAUUAUCGGUUGCUGGCUCACUGAGCCCCUAAAUCGGUUAUUUGCCCGGCGUGGUACAAUUUUCAUCUCAUGCAUGAUUGCAGCUGUUGCCUCGGUAUGGGAAGGUGUUGCAAACACCUGGGUCAAUCUUUUUAUUGCUCGCUUUGUUCUUGGUCUGGGCAUCGGGUCGAAAUCGAGUACUGUACCUGUGUAUGCCGCGGAAUGUUCUCCCGCUCCAAUCCGAGGUGCUCUCGUUAUGAUGUGGCAAAUGUGGACGGCCUUUGGUAUCAUGCUUGGCAAUAUAAUGGGUGUUGCUUUCAUGAGUUUAGACCGAGACAUCAGCUGGCGUCUCAUGCUAGGAUCCACUGUCGUACUACCACUGAUUGUCUGCGCUCAAGUCUACUUCUGCCCGGAGUCUCCAAGAUGGCUGAUCCAGCACGGCAAAAUCCAAAAGGCCUAUACCAAUUUCCGUAUCCUCCGCCCAACAGAUAUUCAGGCCGCAAGAGAUUUGUAUUAUGCACAUGUGGGCGUUGAGCUUGAACGGAAGAUCAACAAGGGUAAAAAUUUCUUCACAAUGUUCAUUGAGCUCUUUACCAUUCCCCGCAACCGCCGUGCCACGCUCGCUAGCUGGAUCGUGAUGUUCAUGCAGCAAUUUUGCGGAGUCAACGUCAUUGCAUACUAUUCUACCUCUGUCUUCACCGAAGCAAGCUACAGUCUGACCAGCGCGCUACUGGCAUCCAUGGGAACCGGUAUUCUCAACUGGGUCUUUGCCCUACCAGCCUUCUUCACGAUUGAUACCUGGGGUCGGCGGAAUUUGCCACUAUUCACUUUCCCCUUUCUCGCUAUUACCCUUCUAUGUACUGGGUUUUCCUUCUGGAUUGAGGAGGGGAAUGAAACAAGCAAAAAGAGGAUUGAAAUGGUCACCACAGGCAUGUAUCUUUUUGAAAUAUUCUACUCUCCUGGAGAAGGGCCCGUACCAUUCGCGUAUUCGGCCGAAUGUUUCCCGCUGCAAGUCCGCGAGGUCGGUAUGUCGUGGGCGACAGCAACUACUUGGUGCUUUAAUUUCAUUUUAUCUUUCACUUGGCCGCAUCUGGUCGAUUCUUUCAAACCACAGGGUGCCUUCGGUUGGUACGCUGCUUGGUGUAUAAUCGGCUGGUUUUUGGUCCUGUUGUUUGUACCUGAAACAAAGUCUCUUACUCUGGAAGAAUUGGACCAGGUCUUUUCCGUCUCGACUCGCAAGCAUGCAUCAUACCAGAUCAAGAAUGCUUUGUGGCAUUUCCGUGUCUGGAUUCUUCGCCAGAAGCUGCAGCCUCUGCCAGAAUUCUACCAAGGCGUUGAGCGUCUUGCGGAAGUAGGUGAUAUAGCGUCCAAGGCAGGAAAGGAAGGAGAAAGAAUGAACAAUGACUAG
Molecule: messenger RNA, 1533 nt
Organism: Penicillium samsonianum
Lineage: Eukaryota; Fungi; Ascomycota; Eurotiomycetes; Eurotiales; Aspergillaceae
Exons: 4
Coding region: 1-1533 (510 amino acids)
Biological process (GO): transmembrane transport
Cellular component (GO): membrane
Molecular function (GO): myo-inositol:proton symporter activity
Source: RefSeq, a predicted model, not a curated record